CAGCUUGUUUUGGUGCAGCGUUGACAAUGACAAGGUAUCAUUACGACAGUGUCACUCGAAAAUGUGAACCGUUCCAAUUUUUCGGUUGCUCAUCAAACGGCAACAAUUUCGCCAGUAAAUUACUGUGCGAGCAAUUUUGCGUCGAAAAAGCAAUCCCGAAAGAAUCAGACUGUAAUGGAUUGAGCCCUUUGGUAGAUCCAAGUAACAGCGUACAACAGUGCGAUUCGAGCGUGUCAUGCCCUUCUGGAUUUGUUUGUAAUAGUCAAAAGCGAUGUUGUCCAACACCA
Anisakis simplex (herring worm) is the source of this 287-nucleotide messenger RNA. The record is from the annotation of a GenBank genome assembly. Lineage: Eukaryota; Metazoa; Nematoda; Chromadorea; Rhabditida; Anisakidae.